Megalopta genalis is the source of this 3338-nucleotide messenger RNA. Its product is annotated as FHF complex subunit HOOK interacting protein 2A. The record is from RefSeq and is a predicted model, not a curated record. NCBI's taxonomy places the organism in Eukaryota, Metazoa, Arthropoda, Insecta, Hymenoptera, Halictidae.
GCCGAUUCUCGCGGCUAGGCACGUCCCUUUGCCCGCGUUUUCCCACGGAACGAAUCGAUCGUGUCUCCCCGACUACUUCUUCUUCGUCCCUGAUCUUCGUAAACCGAUCGCCGUAAACACGAGAUGCAUUUUAAGGCAGCAGCCCCCCCGAUCGAUCGGCGUCGCACGCGUUUACGUCGCCGCUCCGCACCGUCGUCUCGCGUUCCUGUGUAUUUAUUUACGUUCCAUCUAUCGAUCUGUCCGUGUGCCGUGCCUUUGACCAUCGUGUAGUGUGCAAAACCAGCUCUCUCUCUCUCUCUCCCUCGUUCGAUCUCUCUGUCCGUCUCUUUCUCCGCGCCCACGACUCCGGCUCGGCUUUGUCGCGUCACGGUAUCGCCGCCGGUCCGGAACCGUCCGUUUAGAACCGGUGCCGGACCGGACUGUGGCAGGGAUGCUUCUCGAUGGAUCGCCAGGGGAGGGUGUCCGUUCUGGCACGGUUCGAACUGGCGGACACAUGUACGCCGUUUUAUAUUUAACCGGUUAUGUAAUUGUUCGAAGUAGACCGAGCGCACCUGUCCUCCUCCGUCGUCGUCGUCGUCGUCGUCGGCUCGUUAACAUGUAUCGCGCCGCCGGCCACGCCGCUGCAGGACUUCACGUACCAUUGGAAGCAGCUGAUGAACUUUUAUGUGAACCAUCUGACCGACUGUAAGGUGCCGAUACAGACCACCGGUAUACCGAGGCACUUGGACAGGUUGCUGGAGAUCCUGCUCGAGGAGGAGAAGGAGGAGGAUGAGCCGGGCCCGUGCUUGGAGUACCUGUUGCAGCACAAGCUGCUGGACCUGCUGGCCACGCUGGCCAGCGCGGAGACCCCCCCAGGGAUGAGAACGGUCUGCCUGGCCUUCCUCAGGAAGCUGCUGGGAAGGUCCAAGUACCCCCUGUUGCACCACACCUCGAUCUACGCGCCGGUGCAACGGCUGAUCACCCUCUGCACCGGCAGCACCCCGUCACCCAUGGAGGCCGAGGAGGUCCAGUUCCUGCUGACCCUCUGCUUCCUGGUCUGCAAGUACCCCCACGUGACCAACAUCAUAAACGACGCGCCGAACGUUCAGAGGCAGGCCGCCUCCGCCAGGAGGAACUCCGAGCGGAUCGAGAUCGAGAAGGUCACCUAUAUACCGGCCCGAAAGUGGAACAGCUUCAACCCCCUGUUCGAGCCUCUGGACACCCAGGCGGUGACCUUGAUAAACCCGAAUUUGUUCCACUCGGAGAACGAGAGGAGGCGACUCCCCGGGGCCUGUAGGCCCGCUGGCAAGUCCGCCGCGACCAACGGAACCUCCAGCCGGUCGAACGAGUCGGUGUCCUCCGCGGAACAGGAGAACGUCUCCGCGUCCUCGAGCCCCGCCACGCCGAAACCGAUCGGCGAGGCUGUCUCGCGCGUCAGGCCCCGGUGCUCCGAGAGCCAAGACUACGAGACGACCUCGCAGAAGGCCGAGGACGCGGCUCUGAUGAACGAGAUAGACGCGCACCUGCAGAACCUUAGGGAUCUCAGGCUGGACGCCGAGUACGGCGGCUACGAGGACGUCGGCUACGCGGACAGCGACCGGGAUCUGCUCGACCCUAAGCCGCCGGAGAAGUCUAAAUGCCUUCUAUUAGAUGCCUUGUUGAGUUACAUAAACACCGCGGACAAUACCGUGAGGAUAAGAGCCUGCGAGGGGAUAAUGGUUCUGGCGUCCUUGGACGACCCGUCGUUCGCCCAGAUGAUUGCCAACAGCGAUUUAAUAACCUCGGUGCCCGGCCGAUUGGAGAGCCUUUUCAACGCUAUUCCGGCGCACGUGGACCCGAACGAGAUCGACGGCGUGGACGUCACGUGGGGCCUGGACUCGCCGAUCUGGACGAAGGAGAAAAAGUUCUCCGGAUGCAGACAGGUCGCCGCGUUCUUCAUGUGGUUCGACUACUGCAACCAGCUGGUGCGGGAGGCCUAUCCGAACGUCGCGGACGCGCUAGCGAAGAGCAUCAAGGUGAACUUCUUCGAGAAGAUCGUGACACCGGCCUUGGCCGAGCACCACGUCGUUCUGAUCACCGCGCUGGUCACCAAGUGUCUCAAGGAGCUCACCUGCGCCGCUCUGUGCACGGAGAUCAGCUACUGGCUGGUCGGCCAAGACCGCGGCCCAGAAAUUCCGAACGUGUGGACGUCGCCUGUGCUGCACAGGCUGAUAGACAACUGUUUCACGGACAGCGACGAUCUAACGUUGGAAACGUUGAAGCUGUUCGAGGAAAUGAUCGAGAAGAGGAACGAGCAUAUAUUGCACUGUCUCGUGCUGGUCUACCUGUUGACCAGAGGCUAUUACGAUAACACUGCUGCGGACAGCGCGAUCGCCUCCUGGAGCGACGAGGAGGACGAGCGAGAGAGAGAAAAGAAGGGAUCGUUGGAUCUGUCGUACGAGCAGAGCCAUAGCCGGACGUUGGCGCCGAGUAACAUUCACAGAAUCGUGAACUGCUUCCUGUCCCUGAUUCCGCGCUAUCUGCAGACGGACACGGACGUAAAUAAUUACGAACGGUACAUGACUGAUUUGGAGAGGCAGUAUUCGACGGUGUUAUCGGACUGCUCGCUGAUGGCGUGGCCGUUGGAAGCGGUGACCGUCGACGAUUCCGCGAGCUCCGACUCCAGACCGGAAGCGGACCACUGUUCGGUGCGGUUCUACAUGGGCCCGUUCAUGGCCAUGCUCUUCGAGAAGGUGGCCAAUAUACCGCGGCAGAAGUACGAGGUCAACCUUCAGCUGACCGUGGUGAUCUCGAGGCUGGCGCUGUUACCUCAUCCGUACCUGCAUGAAUUUUUACUGAACCCGCUGCUACCGUUGGCACCCGGCACAAAAAACUUGUUCACUUGCUUGCAAAAAGUCGUCAAGCAGCUCGUGAACGAGGUACCAAAGACGCCGGAUCACAAGCAGAUGCUGAAGGACACCAGGGAACGUCUUCUGGAGGAAUGCUCCCAUGAUGGGGAGAAGGAGAACAUUUUGUUCGAGAGCGUGAUCGUCACGGAAGAAUUCUGCAAAGAACUCGCUGCGAUAGCUUACGUUAAGUAUCAUCAUUCUAUGUGAUAUGAAAUAUCAAAGAUGUAAAGUCUAGAAUAUUAUUUAUGUAUUUACGGCCAAGUAUUUUACUUAACGAUCGAUCGUUAUUCUAGAUACGCUUAAUUAGAAGAAAGUUGUUUCUUUCCUUUGUUUUCGCGAUGACAUGUGUAAGAUACGAGAACGUAUUUAUAAGUAUAGCGAAUAAUAUAUUAAAUGUUACCAUUUGCAAACACUUAUUUGCACGGUUUACUUUCUGACUCUAAUAAAGAAACCACAUUGGAAAUCAUUGUA